AUGUAUGCCGUGAUAGCUGUGGUCGCCGUUCUGGCGGCCCUGAUCAUCAGGUUUCGAAACCUUGGCAUGAGACCCAAGGAUUACCCUCCAGGGCCACCGACGAUCCCCGUCUUUGGGAACCUCUUCCAAAUGCCCAGGAGUAAGCUGCAUGAAGGCCUGGCAAAAAUGUCCGCGCAAUAUGGCCCCAUCAUGGGAUUGAAGCUGGGGGCCAUGGACAUGAUUGUUAUCAACUCGUACACGACGGUCAAAGAUCUCUACGACAAACGGAGCAGCAUCUAUUCGAACCGCGUGGACAAUUACUUGCGCAACUUUGGGUACAACCUGAUGAUCUCGAAUCGAGAUAACGAUGAUGUGUGGCGUCGUCAACGAAAGAUGUAUCACACGGCUCUAACGAGCACGGCAGCGACUCGAUACUUGCCCUAUCAGCGAUUUGAAUCAAUCCAGUUGCUAUGGGACUUGCUGAACGCUCCGUAUGACUCUUUUGACGCCCUCAAGCGCUACACCACCAGCACUGGAUCCACCAUCACUUACGGCUGGCGGGUCAAUCGGGCCGACAAUCACUACGUGACACGCCUUUUCGAAUGGAUCGAAUCCUACACUCUCGUGGGCAUUGCGACUCAAGUGACCGAGUUCUUCCCUAUGCUUCGGCCGAUCGUGAAAUACACGCCCAACUCGUUGAACAAGCUGAACAAAGAACUCUCCCGACUCACCAUCAUGGAACGAGAUCUUUGGCUCGACCUCCUCCGUGAAGCCAAGUCCAAGGUUGAUCGAGGAAAGCUGAACCCGUGCUUCGCUGGCGACAUGCUCACCAACCAGGACAAGGACGGGCUUAACGAGAUGGAGAUGGCGUUCAACGCAGGCCACGCGUGGGCGGGAGCCUCGGACACGACGUUCAACACGCUGCACGGUUUCGUCAAAGCCAUGAUCUUGUAUCCGGAGGUACAGGAACAGGCUCAUCAGGAGCUGGACCGGGUGGUUGGCGCUGACAGGAUGCCGGAAUGGGAGGACCGAAACCAGCUGCCGUAUGUCAGGGCUAUUGUCAAGGAAAGCUUGAGGUGGUGUCCAACUGCCGUUUUGGGAAUUCCACACGCGGCAGCCAAGGACGACGAGUACAUGGGGUAUAAGAUCCCCAAAGGAGCAUCCGUGGUUCAAAACGUGGGAGACAUCAAACCCCGGUUGACAAAAGUUGUUUCUUUACUGACCAGUUCACUCUCUUUCCAGAUAUGGGGCAUCAACAAUGACCCCGUCCGCUACCCGAACCCACGCAAGUUCGAUCCACUGCGAUACAUUGACGACGGAAUGCUCUCACAAGAAUCGGCCGCCCAGGCUGACCCGGCACUGCGCGACCAUUUCACGUUCGGCUCUGGUCGCCGCAUCUGUCCCGGCAUGCAGGUCGCCGACCGCAGUCUAUUCAUGGUUAUUGCGCGCAUGCUGUGGGCUUUCGACAUUGAGAGGGUGGGCGACGAGGUCAUUGAAAACGACGCCAUGACCACCGGUCUGGUUGCGGGGCCGAUGCCGUACAAGUCCAAGUGCGCCCCGCGAGACGAGGAGCGGGCCAAGUUGAUCGCCGACUCGUGGAAGGAGGCUGAAGGCUGGCUCGACGAGGAGAGAAACUACAGUCAGGCGUGGUACGAGAAAGAGUUCUGGAAGAAAUGA
This is a messenger RNA of Fonsecaea pedrosoi CBS 271.37, 1656 nucleotides long. RefSeq lists its product as uncharacterized. NCBI's taxonomy places the organism in Eukaryota, Fungi, Ascomycota, Eurotiomycetes, Chaetothyriales, Herpotrichiellaceae. The record is from RefSeq and is a predicted model, not a curated record. The coding region runs from base 1 to 1656 and encodes 551 amino acids. Gene Ontology annotation, molecular function: monooxygenase activity; oxidoreductase activity, acting on paired donors, with incorporation or reduction of molecular oxygen; iron ion binding. The transcript has 6 exons.